Molecule: messenger RNA, 959 nt
Organism: Megalobrama amblycephala (Wuchang bream)
Lineage: Eukaryota; Metazoa; Chordata; Actinopteri; Cypriniformes; Xenocyprididae
Product: ribonuclease Y-like
Exons: 5
Coding region: 284-556 (90 amino acids)
Source: RefSeq, a predicted model, not a curated record
ACAUUCUACCUCAAAUGAAAUUACUAUAAAUGCUCUAAGACAGUGACCGCACACUCCAUCCCUGAUCAUCACAAACGAUCUUUGAUUCGACCGUCUUUACCAACGCCUCGCGUCGUUCAUCGUGCAUCUGCUUCAGCCGACCGCAUUGAGAGAGUUUGCAUAGAAUUAACAUCAAUUAAAUUAACUUAAGAGUAUAGUUUUCAUAGGAUAACCAUAGAUCCAGGCAAUUUCUCGCAAUCCUGCACAGUUAAGCAGAUUUGGCGGAAACAACGCACAGAAGAAAAUGGGGGGAACAGAAAGUUCAAGAAAAGCAGAACUGGACAAAUGGGAGCAGAAACUGGACGAAAGGGAGAAGAAACUGGAUAAAAGAGUGGAGGAACUGGAUAAAAGAGUGAAGGAACUGGAUGAAAGAGUGAAGGAACUGGACAAAAGGGUGAAGGAACUGGAUAAAAGUGCAAUGAGGGCUGGAGCAGUGAGCGCUGUGCAACACAACAGCCAAGAAUUAGAGACGAAGAAUGAUGAACCCACUUGUCGAAGACUAUUCUGUUGCUGCUGACCAUUUGGACUGUUACUGGUGCUGGAGGUUGGAUUUCCCUGGGUUACCGUUCGCCUCUCUGGACUGCUUUGUUGCCAUGGACGACUGCCUGAUUCUGAUCAUGAGUUGAGAUUUCCCUGUUGGUCCUGUUUGCCCCUCACCUGACCAUCCUGUCUGUCUGACAUUGAUUCUGGUCUCACGAGUCGGACCAUUCUCCUCUCUACUGUCUAGAACUGAUUUGGAGCCGUGCGGCUCAAAAUAGUAGAUUGUGCGCAUGUUUUAGUAAAUCGAGGGACGGAAGUAGUAAAUCAUGCCCACGGUUUAAUUUUUUUAUGUUGCAUGUUUUUAUCUUGCACGAUUGUGACAAUGUAUGUGUUUUUCAAGCCAUCUUGGUUUUUUAUAAGUGAGUUUUUAUAAGCAAUAC